UAUUACGUCGUAGUAUUGAAGGGUGGAAUGUUAAAAUAACAGGCUCCACUGUCGUCAUCUCAUAUACAUUUUCAAACCAGUUCUGCGACUUGGAAGCUAGUGUUUGUCAAAUGCCAAUAUUCAUACAAAACCGAGUUGUAUCUAAUGGCGAGCUCUAUUCUUAAUCGAAUUGUUGACGAAGCUUUCAAUAUUUCAUAAGUUUUGUGCCGAUGUCGCGUCGGAUCCGAAGUUGCCAAGAGUGGGAGGUGCGUGCUUCUGCUUUUGCUUUGAAAACAACAAACCCUAUACGGAAAAUCGUAGAAAAUUUGCAAGUUGAACCGAAUCCUGAAAAGGAAUUCAUUGCGUUAUCCAUCGGUGACCCUACAACUUUUGGAAACCUUAAUCCCCCGGAGCAAGUUUUGCAAGCUGUGAGAGAUAGUAUAGAAUUACAUACGAGCCGAGGGUAUGGACCUUCGAAAGGUCAUAACGAAGCACGCGCUGCCGUUGCGAAGUAUAGUGCCCAUCAGGGUGAAGUGGAUCCUGAUGAUGUGAUUCUCACGAGUGGAGCUUCUCAUGCUAUCGAAAUGGCCAUAACUGCGAUCGCUGACAGCGGGCAGAAUAUUCUGGUUCCUCGACCUGGUUUCAUGAUAUAUCAAACUCUAGCGGAAGGUCUUGGGAUAAAAAUCAAAUUUUACAGUUUGCUCCCUAACGAGCAGUGGAAAGUUGACCUUGAUGAUUUGGAGGGCCAAAUUGACGACGACACCGCCGCUAUGAUCGUCAUAAACCCCUCGAAUCCAUGUGGCUCAGUUUAUGACAAGGAACAUUUAAUAGAAAUUUUAGAUAUAGCUUCUCGAAACCGAGUACCGAUCAUAGCUGACGAAAUCUACGAGCAUUUCGUUUUCUCUGGUCAUAAAUUUACACCGAUCUCAGCGAUAUCGGAGGAUGUUCCUGUGCUGACAUGCAGCGGCCUCACGAAGCGGUUCCUAGUUCCGGGUUGGAGGAUGGGCUGGCUGAUCAUACAUGAUCGCAACAAUAUAUUAGGAAAGGAGUUGCGUGGAGCGUUGGGCAACAUAUCAACCAGGAUUCUCGGUCCCAGUACUUUAAUUCAGCGAGCUUUACCAAGCAUUCUAGAAUAUACACCGCAAAGUUUCUUCGAUGACGUGUUGUUGUUUAUCGAGAACCAAGCUAAAUUAGCAUAUAAAGAGUUAUGUAUGGCACCCGGAUUGCGACCCAUUAUGCCGCAAGGAGCCAUGUAUAUGAUGAUCGAAAUAAAAAUGCAAUUCUUUCCAGAAUAUAAAAACGAAUGCCAAUUUUUAGAAAACUUAGUUGCGGAACAAUCGGUCUUCUGUUUACCUGGACAGUGUUUUAAAUACCCCAAUUACUUGCGAAUCGUGUUGACGGUCCCAGAAGAUAAAUUACAAGAGGCAUGCCGAAGAAUCAUUAUAUUUUGUAAAGAACAUAUCGUUCAUGGAGAGAAACGGUUGGACAACAAGAUAAAUGAAGAGUCCAAUAAUAUACAAAUAUGCGACAGAAGCCUACCUCAAGUCUCUGACGUCUGACGUCUGACGAAUUAUCAAAUAUCUACCAGAUACUUAUUAUUAAAGUGACUGUUUAACCUUAAAACAUAUAAUAAUGUUAUAUAACUGUGCACUUUUAUUAAUUAUAAAGAUAUGAUAAAUUGUAAUAAGAUAUUAAUACAUAUGUAUAUUAUUAUACAUGAAAAAUUUAAGUAAAUGUAAAAAAAAAUAUGUAAAGGGAUGUAUGUUA
Molecule: messenger RNA, 1746 nt
Organism: Danaus plexippus (monarch butterfly)
Lineage: Eukaryota; Metazoa; Arthropoda; Insecta; Lepidoptera; Nymphalidae
Gene: Tat
Product: tyrosine aminotransferase
Exons: 5
Coding region: 210-1538 (442 amino acids)
Biological process (GO): aromatic amino acid metabolic process; biosynthetic process
Molecular function (GO): pyridoxal phosphate binding; L-tyrosine:2-oxoglutarate transaminase activity
Source: RefSeq, a predicted model, not a curated record